This is a messenger RNA of Hyla sarda, 2814 nucleotides long. RefSeq names its product myotubularin-related protein 9-like. Bases 533 to 1972 code for a protein of 479 amino acids. The record is from RefSeq and is a predicted model, not a curated record. Gene Ontology annotation, biological process: negative regulation of autophagy. Lineage: Eukaryota; Metazoa; Chordata; Amphibia; Anura; Hylidae. The transcript is spliced from 15 exons.
GUCUGGCAAGCACCAUUAAAGGAAAACUCUAGUGAAAAUGUAUAAAUUUUUUUGUCCCUUAUGCAUAGGAUGCCAGAGGUGCCAGGAAGGAUUCCGGGCCCUACCCGUUACAUAACACAGGAUGUGACGGUAAGAUCGGCAGAAACAGGGGAGUGGCGGAAGAUAUUUUGAGGGACUAAGGGAGACUAAUAUGGCUAAUAGGAGAACUCCAGACAGAGGGGAAGAAAAGGUCACGAACAGAUAACGAGUAGGAGCCUGGAAUCAACAAUAAGUGGACUUCAUUCCACUUUUCAGAGGAAAAAGAGCUUCUAUGGGGAUAUUCACACAGGAAAGAUCCUUGUUGGUUUCCUGGGGCUAAGAGCUGACGUUCUGCAUCUUUCCGACCCAGGUCUUUGAAGAACCAGCUAAAAAAAACAUGUCUGCUGUAUUUUGAACUGCGAAAUUCGGGAACGUAAUAGCAUUAGCUGUCGUGCUAGAAGAUGGUCUGAAGCCUGCAUCUCCUGCUGUAUAAAACAAUGUUCAAAACAUUGGCAUGUUGAAGAGCAAAGACAGCAGCAAAGACGGAGAUGGAAGAUCGAGCUCAGGAACUGUCACUUUGAAGUGUAAGGAUUUACGGGUUAUUCAGCUGGAAAUACCUGAUAUGGAAGAAACAUUUAAUGUUGCCCGCUCUGUCCAGGCCCUCUCCUCACUGGAGAACAUUUCUCUUCGCUACCCAUUUUUCUACAGACCAGCAGGGUGCAAGUUAGGAAAAGGAUGGCCACGACAUACCAUGGAAAAUUUUUAUCAUAAUCUUAAAGCUGAGACAGAUGCUUGGAGGCUAAGUGAUGUGAAUAAUAACUUUAAGGUUUGCCCCAGUUAUCCAGAGAAGGUUAUCGUACCUGUAUCAUGUUCUGAUACCACUCUGAAGAGAGCUGCAGCUUUCAGGCAAGGCCGCAGAUUCCCUGUAUUGAGUUACUACCAUCCAAGGAACAAAAUGGUCUUGUUACGAUCCUCUCAGCCUCUGGUUGGUCCUAACCACCACUGUUGUGAAGAUGAUGAGAUGUUGCUUGAUGCUGCACUGAUGGGACAAUGGCGUGGAUUUAUAAUUGAUACCCGCACCGAACAGGAAGCUAAGCAAGCAAGAAGUGCAGGGGGUGGCACAGAAAACAAGAACAGGUAUCCUAAAUGGAGUGUGUUCCAUCGUCCAUUAGAGAGAGGACAGGCCCUACAAAGCAGCCUGACACGCGUGGUUGGUGCCUGCUAUGAGACCUAUCUGGGAAGAAAUCAUUGGCUCAGCAAAUUACAAGCUUCACAAUGGCUGUCUCAUAUCAAAGAAGCUCUGAGUACAGCAGGACUAGCUGCUGAAUGCAUUGAGAGGGAAGGUACUUGUGUACUUGUACACGGGGAAGAAGGGACUAACAAUACAUUGCUAGUGACAUCCUUGGCACAACUUAUUUUGUCCCCUGAUUGCCGGACAGUGGUUGGCUUCCAGGACCUUAUUGAACGUGAAUGGCUACAGGCUGGUCAUCCUUUUCAAGUACGCUGUGCUCGAUCGGGCUGGGCGCACGGUCGUUUUCAACAAGAAUCACCUAACUUUCUCCUUUUCUUGGACUGUUGCUGGCAGCUUACACGACAGUUUCCUAUGGCAAUGGAGUUUAAUGAGAAAUUUUUAUGUACACUUGCAACUCACGCCUACAGCUCAGAGUAUGGCACCUUCUUAUGCAACAGUGAAAAGGAAAGGUAUGUUUACAAGAUACGAGAAAAUACUCAUUCUCUUUGGGGUGCUCUCAAUAACUUCCAGCAGAGAAAAUAUCUUGUAAAUCCAGUUUAUGAAAGAAACGCAUUAGCCAUUUGGCCAUCAGUGGCACCACAAAGUAUAGAACUAUGGGAAGGAUUUUUUCUGAGAUACUUUGUGCCCACUAAACAUAAAGAGAUGUCCUGGCAGCGAACAUGGGAACUUUCUGGGUCCUACCACAGACCUGGGUAUAAAUAGAUCAUGGAAGAAAUCUCUGUACUGCCCCUGAUAUAUUUAUAAUGUACAGAUACAGUUAUUAGGUUGCCCUUUUUUUUCUAAAUUAAACUAAUUCUGAUUAUCUUUCUGGGUACUGUAGGCCUCUUAUUCCCCUUAUUACUCUAGUUGACAGUCUUUGAACCCUUUUCCAGGGCCACUUUACGUUUCUUGUACACUGGUUCCCAGUACUGUAUACAUUAUUCCAUGUGUGGUCUGACUAGUGAUCCUGUUAUUUCCGUGGGUAUCUAUGCCCCUUUUGAUUCACCCUAUGAUUUUAUUUGCCAUGGCAGAAGCUACCUGACACUGGUCGCUACAGGUAAAGGGGUACUCUGGUGGAAUUUUUUUUUUUUAUAAACUGGUACCAGAUUUGUAAAUUACUUCUAUUAAAAAAAUCUUACUCCUUCCAGUACUUAUACAGAGGAAGUUCAUUUCUUUUUGAAUUUCUUUCCUUCUGUCUACGGUGCUCUCUGCUGACAUGUCUGUCCAUGUCAGGAACUGUCCAGAGCAGGAGAUGUUUGCUAUGGAGAAUUGUUCCUGCUCUGGACAGUUCUUGACAUGUACAGAGGUGUCAGCAGAGAGCACUGUGGUCAGACUGAAAAGAAAUUCAAAAAGAAAUUAACGUCCAAAUAAAUAAAAAAAACACUUUUCCACCGGAGUACCCCUUAAAAUGUACUGUCAACUAAGACUCCAAAGUCCUUUUCCAUGUCAGUUGUCCCCAAUGUUUUCCUAUUUAGUAUAUAUUCCCAGCCUGGAGUUUUCCUCUCCUUGUGCAUAACCUUACAUUUAUCAGUGUACACUGUCCUCUUUAACCAUAAACAUUUUUU